AUGGCUUACACCAAGAUCGCUUUACUCGCUGCCGUCGCUGCUUUGGCUUCCGCUCAAACUCAAGACCAAAUUAACGAAUUGAACGUUAUUUUGAACGAUGUCAAAUCUAACAUGCAACAGUACAUUAGUUUGGCCAGUGAUCCAUCUUCUGGUUUCACUUUACAAAACAUGCCAGCAGGUGUUUUGGACAUCGGUAUGGUUUUGGUUUCCGCCACUGAUGACUCCUAUACCACUAUGUUUUCUGAAGUCGACUUUGCUGGUGUCAGCAAGAUGUUGACCCAGGUCCCAUGGUACUCAUCCAGAUUGGAACCAGCUUUGAAGUCCUUGGAAGGUGAUGCUUCUUCCUCUGCUGCUCCAAGCUCCACUGAAGCUAAGACAUCUUCUGCUGCACCAAGCUCCACUGAAGCCAAGUCUUCCUCUGCUACUCCAAGCUCCACUGAAGCCAAGUCCUCUUCUGCUGCUCCAAGCUCCACUGAAGCCAAGUCCUCUUCUGCUGCUCCAAGCUCCACUGAAGCCAAGUCUUCCUCUGCUGCACCAAGCUCCACUGAAGCCAAGUCUUCCUCUGCUACUCCAAGCUCCACUGAAGCCAAGUCCUCCUCUGCUGCUCCAAGCUCCACUGUAGCUAAGUCCUCCUCUGCUGCUGCUUCUUCCGCUAAGGCCUCUGCUAUCUCUCAAAUCACUGAUGGUCAAAUCCAAGCCACCAACACUGUUUCUCAACAAACUGAAAAUGGUGCUGCUAAGGCCUUUAUUGGUAUGGGUGCUGGUGUCGUGGCUGCCGCCGCUAUGUUGUUAUAA
This is a messenger RNA of Saccharomyces kudriavzevii IFO 1802, 795 nucleotides long. RefSeq names its product GPI-anchored mannoprotein (gene TIR1). The transcript has a single exon. Lineage: Eukaryota; Fungi; Ascomycota; Saccharomycetes; Saccharomycetales; Saccharomycetaceae. Gene Ontology annotation, cellular component: fungal-type cell wall; fungal-type vacuole. Gene Ontology annotation, molecular function: structural constituent of cell wall. Gene Ontology annotation, biological process: fungal-type cell wall organization. The coding region runs from base 1 to 795 and encodes 264 amino acids. The record is from RefSeq and is a predicted model, not a curated record.